Messenger RNA from Thlaspi arvense, 1230 nucleotides. Lineage: Eukaryota; Viridiplantae; Streptophyta; Magnoliopsida; Brassicales; Brassicaceae. The record is from the annotation of a GenBank genome assembly.
UAUUUUUAUGGGUCUCGGCCCAUUUACUUUAUUUGCUAACAUUUCGAAACAGAUGAAAUAAUAUUCCUUAAGAAAAAUGGGAACAAUGAAAUUGGAGGGCACCGCCGUAAUAGAGUACCCGGGAAACAGAUCGGACGAGAGCCUGAAGAUGAGCGAAAGAUAGAGAGAGAGAGAGAGAGAGAAGAAGAAGACUUUGAAUAAGAUUAAGACGAGAGAGAGAGAGAGAGAGAGAGAGAGAGAGGUUUGCGAUGAGUGAAGGCUCGAGCGGAGAAGUAAAGAGAACGGCAAUGGAAGAGAAACCAGAACAGCAACAAGGGAGAGGAUCUCUCGAGAAAGGAAGAUCGUGCAAAGGCUAUCUUUAUUACUCUUCCACUCUCAAAUCCAAGGCUAAGAACCCUCGCUGCGUCGGAAUCCCUCGUACUCUCCGUCAAGUUCCUGAUUACGUUGUUGGACAGUCUGAAGCAGAAGCUUCGAAAGAGGGCAGGACCUUAGCAGAUUUUUACUAUGGAUGUUUGGGUUAUUCAGUCUACAUGACUGAAAAAGACUCAUCUGCCAUGAAGCAACCUACCAAGACCCAACUUCCCGUUUGUGUCGGCCUUGAGAUACUAGCAGAUAGAAGAGCAGCUUCUAGCAACACUUCAUCUGUUCCAGCUCGUGUUCAAAAUAGAAAAGAUUCUCGAGAGUUGCCUCAGCUCCAGAACCAGAAACCAAGCCCAGCCCCAGCCCCAGCCACAAACACAGAAAACGGAUUCGUAACCAGGUUCACAAGGAACGCAAACCUGGUAGCAUCAGGGGUGAUGAAGAACCUGAAGAGAGUGGGUAACUAUGUCAAAGAGACUGUGGACGACUCCAUGGACCCAUAUCGAAAGCGACCAAAAUAAAGAAACUUUUUACAUUAAAUGUGGAUACUGGAAGAGAAACCAAAAAAGAAAAAGCGCACAGGUGACAGACGAGAGGAAAUAUCUAAUCGUAUUUGACACUUUUUUGGUUUCUCCUCUUGAUUUCUUAAAAUAAAAAAAGCAACCCCCCAAAAAAUGGCUGCAUUGGUAUCUUAAAGCAGCCUAUGUACCAAAGUGAUUAGCUACGACUAUGAGAAUAGUAAUAUGUCUACCUUCCUCAAUUUUGGUUUUACUGAUACAUAUUCAAAGUUCUCAGAAAGUUCAUUUAACUCUUUUUUCUUAUGUAUGUACUUUUCUUCUUGAUGGUAAUAGUCUUAAAACUUGAUAUAUG